UGCAGCACACACGGUACACGGUUCCUACCAGUUUUCUCCAGUCAUUCGAACCCUCGACAGUACUUAUAUUUUAUUGGCUUAAUAAUAAAUCAUAAUAAAUAUUUUAUUUUGCUGUUUAAAAGUAAAAUUGUGCUAGUUUUUAUUUUACCGGUAAAAAAAAAGGUAUUGAACCAACAAAAAUGAUUAAUAAAUUGGGUAUAUUGAUUGGUAUUGUGAUGAUGCAGCAGCAUAUUGAAGUAAAUGCCUGGGGGGGUUUAUUUAAUCGCUUUACUCCAGAGAUGUUAUCUAAUCUCGGUUACGGUGGUCAUUCGGGUGGAUACAAACCUUCGUAUAUGCAGCGACCGCUAACAGGAAAUUAUGCGAACAAUUUUGCGGAAGGAUUGGAAACUAUUGAUGAUCCUUGUGAAGAUAGAAGAUGCGUUUCAAAUGAAUAUUGUUGUUCAGGUCAAAUUUGCAUCUUUGAUCGAGAUAACGAAGGAUUUUGUGUGUACCCGUUCGGGUUAAAACAAGGAGAAUUAUGCCGAAGAGACAGUGACUGUGAAACAGGUCUCAUGUGUACUGAUGUCAUCGGAGCUGAUACUAGGUCCUGCCAACCCCCAAUUACUUCUAAUAAACAAUACAGUGAAGAAUGCACCAUUUCAAGCGAAUGUGACAUUACCCGAGGUCUUUGCUGUCAAGUUCAACGUCGUCAUCGUCAGUCAACCCGAAAGGUCUGCUCGUACUUCAAAGACCCUCUGGUUUGCAUUGGCCCCGUGGCUACCGAUCAAAUAAAGUCCGUAGUACAGUACACGUCAGGGGAAAAGCGAAUUACUGGACAAAAUAAUAGAAUUCUCUUCAAACGCGGUUUAUUCAUAUAAUUAAACAAUUAAAUAUUUAAUACUUUUUUCGCUUAAAAUUUUUAAAAAAUUUCUCGGAUAUUUAUUUGAAAAAAGGGAAAAAAAUUAUUAAUCUAGUCAUUCAGUUUUAAAAAUUUGAAUUUUAUUUUAAAAAUAGAAAUUAAGCUAAAAGGAUGUGCGACUUCCAUAAAAUAUCCUUCCUGAUUAUUGCGACUGAAUAAUAAAAGACAUAUCAAGUUA
This is a messenger RNA of Cotesia glomerata, 1076 nucleotides long. RefSeq names its product prohormone-3 (gene spab). The record is from RefSeq and is a predicted model, not a curated record. The transcript is spliced from 5 exons. Lineage: Eukaryota; Metazoa; Arthropoda; Insecta; Hymenoptera; Braconidae. The coding region runs from base 180 to 857 and encodes 225 amino acids.